AUGGUUCAAGGGUGUGGAAACAAGUGCGUCAAGUACUUCUUCUGGAUUAUUAAUCUUUUGUUCUUCAUUCUCGGAGCAGUUGUUGUUGGCCUCUCCAUAUGGAUGCUUGUUGACAAAAACUCGCUUGCUACCGUAGCAAGUACGGUAAAAGUGGAUUUGUCCCAGGUUCUAAACCAAGUUAACAUCCAGCAGUUGAACACAUUCUUGUACGUUGCCAUCGCUAUUGGUGGAGCCCUUUUGAUUCUCGGAUUCUUUGGAUGCUGUGGAAGUUGCUGUGAAAGUAUCUGCGCUAUUUCUGUCUACUUCAUCUUAGUCCUCAUUCUCUUCGUUGUUGAAAUUGUUGCUAUCGUUCUCUACUUUGUCAACAAAACCAAACUUCAACAAGGUUUUGUCACUAUAUGGCGUGACGAGCUCGUUUCCAAGUACACUACUCAACAACAAAUUCAUCAAGUCCUCGAUCAAAUUCAGUCUAGCCUGCAAUGCUGUGGAGCUGCCGGAUGCAGUGACUAUGUUCAGUACGGAGCCUUCCCAACUUCUUGCCAGUGUGCCACUAUCCAACAGCCGGGAUGUGCAACGAUGCUUUGGACCGCUUUCGAGAACAACCUCAUUUAUGUUGCUUUUGUCGGUAUCAUCAUUCUUUUUGUUGAAAUUCUCGCUAUGAUCUUCUCGUGCAUUAUCAUUGGAGCUGUCAGAGAAAAACGCGCCCAAGCUUAA
This is a messenger RNA of Caenorhabditis remanei, 714 nucleotides long. RefSeq lists its product as uncharacterized. The transcript is spliced from 6 exons. The record is from RefSeq and is a predicted model, not a curated record. The coding region runs from base 1 to 714 and encodes 237 amino acids. Gene Ontology annotation, cellular component: membrane. Lineage: Eukaryota; Metazoa; Nematoda; Chromadorea; Rhabditida; Rhabditidae.